Adineta steineri is the source of this 1230-nucleotide messenger RNA. Lineage: Eukaryota; Metazoa; Rotifera; Eurotatoria; Adinetida; Adinetidae. The record is from the annotation of a GenBank genome assembly.
AUGUUUCACGAUGAAGCGCAAACACAAUUUACUAACAAUUGGAAAAGAAAUAAUAAUGAACAUCCAAUUGAUAGAGUAUUUACAGCUGAUUUCAAUACGAAUCAACAACUAAGAUAUCCAUAUUCAAAUACUCGAUCAAGAAAUUAUAAAUCAGAAACAAAACAUAUUAUUCAACGUCAACGAGUCAUACAAUCUUUUUUAACUAAACCUGAUGGAAUUGAAUCAGCUAUUCAAAAAUCGAUUACACUUAAUACUCAACCGAAAAUUUUAUCAAUAACAUCUAUUCCAUCUCCACAAUUAUUAUUACCUGAGUUAAAUGAACAAUCAACAAAUAAUAAUAAUCGACAACCAAUAAUAAGAAAAGAAUUCGAUCGACAAUCACCUGUUUUUGUUCGUCAUCAUCGUCGUACAAUAGAACAUCUUUCUCUUAAUCAACAAACGUCAGAUAUUACAAAUAUUUCUGGUAAUCAAGUUACAUUAUCAAUUCCACCCAAUUUCACAUUUCGAAAUAAACCAUCACGUGUUUAUCUGUCUGAUAGAUCAGCAUAUAAAAUAAAUAAUCGAAUAUUUUCUCCACGUAUCAAAUCAACAAAUCCUCCUAAACCUAUUCAAGAAGGUAAACAAAAUAUAUUUCAAUCCAAAUCAGUUCAUCGACAUAAUUCUAUUCCAACACCUAUAUGGAUACCAACAUUACCAGAACAAGAUGCUGUUCAUACUCGAACCUUAACAGAUAUUGCACGAACAAAAUCUUAUCCACCAAAAGUUUUUAAGAAUUAUCAUUCUCAAUCUAUACCAUCGAAUCGAAUAAAUUCUAAUCUAAAAACAAAUGAUAUUCAAGAUUUAUAUAUAUCACCACGAUCACCAUUAAAUAAUCCACCGAAUGAAAUAGAAACUGAUAAGAAUAUUAUCCGUGAAAAAGAAUUAACUGUUAGUGAAUGGGAAGAUUCUAAAACGAUCAAUGAUGAUGUAUUCGAUGAAGACGAAUCAACCAGCUCUGAUGGAAACAGUUCAACAUCAACAUGUGAUUCUCAAAUUACUGUUCAACAAUCUCGUCGUAAAUCCACUUCAUCCAUCACGUAUGAUACAUUUUUAUCUAAUAAGAGUUCGAAAUUAAAAUCUCAACGUUUACCAAGCAGACGAAAUAUAUCUCGACGGUAUCCAUAUACUCUUGCAUUACCACCCCUUCUUGAACAUACUCAUGAUGAGGAAAUAGGUGAUGAAUUCAAUUGA